Pleurotus ostreatus (oyster mushroom) is the source of this 3090-nucleotide messenger RNA. RefSeq names its product telomere binding protein (gene TEL2). Lineage: Eukaryota; Fungi; Basidiomycota; Agaricomycetes; Agaricales; Pleurotaceae. Gene Ontology annotation, cellular component: cytosol. Gene Ontology annotation, biological process: telomere maintenance via telomerase; protein stabilization. The record is from RefSeq and is a predicted model, not a curated record. Gene Ontology annotation, molecular function: Hsp90 protein binding; telomeric repeat DNA binding. The transcript has 6 exons. The coding region runs from base 1 to 3090 and encodes 1029 amino acids.
AUGGCGACCGCCAAGCCGGUCACCAAUGGCCUUGACCAGGUCCGAGAUAUCAUUGAAAGGCUGCAAGCUCCCAUCACCGACCUGCCAACGCUCCUGGCAUUGCUCUGCGCGCCCCUUGCUGCGCUUGGACUGUUACCGCCGCGAUUCAGAGACCACAACCAAAACCCGUUACCAGACGGCGCCUUCAAGUUAGGCCGACACAUACCGUCCAUCCAAGAGGCCAUCUUGUUGAAGAUCGUGCCGACAUGGGAGCAGGAGCUUCGGGAGAACGACGUGCUGCUGCUCGCCGAUCAACACUUCUGCCCGGAUUCGUUCUGGUGCGCGACCGAUGAAGCGGGAGACAUCGCUCUGCUUGCAUACUCCACGCUAUUGUCGACGCCGUUGACCGUUUAUUCGCUUCGUCUCCUGAGUCGCUUGACGAGAGAGUAUCCCAUUGAUCGUCUGUUUCAAGCAGUGUUCACGCGCAAAGGUUCCACAUCGGCGUUGUCCCCACACGAAUAUCAGAAAAGGUCGAUUCAAUGGGAGGACUGUGUGCAGAACAUCGUCUCAGUUCCUGCAAAAGUCGCCAAUGCAGCCCUAGCGAACAAGAUCGCAAUACCAGAGCUUUUGGAGCAUGGGGCGUACUUCAAUAACCUUUGCAUUCGAUACGAACAGUUGAUAUGCUCGCUCUCGACCGCGCCGCUAAACAAUGAUAUUGUGUCUUCAGUAGCAUAUUUACUUGGCAAGCUAGUAAACGUUGGUGUGUUUCCGCCAACGCGUCCCACAUCGCGGUCACAACCCUCGUUCUUCCUCUCCACCCUCUCUUCGAUCCGGGGUAACCUCAGAGCUUUGAAUGGCGCCCAAUAUGCCAGCCUCUGGCACGAAAUCCUCGACCAACUGCCUUCAAUCUCCACCACACAAUCUAUCCUAACAUCCUUGUUUUCCUCCUUAUCCAUUGGCUUUGAUUCCGAUCCAGGCGUUGGCCCGAAUGCACGCGUCAAGGCGGAAGCCUCGCUACUUCUGGAUGUCGUUGGCCAUCUUGGGGAAGCUCGCGGCGAGCUAUGGGACUCUAUCACGUCGAUUACACUAAACCGUGGAUGGACUGAAUGGCACGCUCGAAUCUUAGUAUGUUGGGUGGCUGGCGCUCAAUCUGACAACGCCGACGAUGCUACCAUUGGAGCCUGGCUCAGUACCAUUGUAGACGUCUGGUCAUCCCCGGAUCACAUCAAAUACUCUCUUCUAUCCCAACACCAAUAUCUGACCAGUUUACUCCUCUUCGCUAUAUCUUACCUGCCUCCAUCGUCCCCACAUUUGUCUUCUAUCGGCCUCUCACCAACCUUUAUUUCGGGAGUAGGUACCUACAUCAGUCACAACGAUCAGGGCGUUCGUCUCUGUGGCAUGCUGGCUGCCGAAGUCGUUGCUCACCGCACAGGACGCGAGCUUGCUUUCGGGGAUUGGGACGGCGACAGCCCAGGAAAGGCGUGGGCCAGAAACCUACGGCAGAAACUACAGUUCCGAGACAUUGAUGCCCUCCUGGAUGAAGAUGACGUAGACAUCGACGUGCCUACCCCCGCUGAACAAGCUCAGCUCCAGGCAACAGAAGGACACCCGACUCAGAAGCCAACCAUUGUCCUAGCCACCGAGUCUGGUUAUGAUUCGGAUGACUCACUUGUUGGUUAUCAAUCCGAGGCAUCGUCUCGGUCUGCUUCACCCACGCCUUCUGCGCUCGCUGAAAUAGAGAAAGAGCCAACGUUGAACGUCGGAGUGAAGAAGGUCGCACGGCCUGUAUACCUCGCUCAACUCGGUGAACUCCUGCGGAGUCAGGCUGGGACUCAAGGCAAAGACGACCCACACCACGCAGACAAAAUCGAGAUGGCCCUGAAUUGUGCUGAAGAGCUUAUCAGGAGGAAACGGAACUACGGGACAGAGCUAGAAGAAAACGCCGUGAACCUCGUCUACGCUUUAGUCACCCUUCAAGACAACUACGAUCUAGAUAACUUUGAGAGUAAGCGACAAGCUGCUCUCAAUGCUCUGGUUAGCUGCUGUCCUCGGAAGGCUGCUCCUUGCAUUAUCGAACAAUUUUUCGUAAACCAGUACUCCAUAAGCCAACGGUAUGUCAUGCUGAAUGCGAUCGCUAUCGGCGCACGAGAAUUAGCCUCGCUCCCAGUACCUCCUUCCGCUUCAAGCGUUCCAGCAGACCGGCCUUCGUUUCCUAGUAAACUCCUCCCCGCUCAUCUGCACACUAAGUACCUUACCGCCGGGGAUACCAACCAAAUUCAGCAAAUCACGGAUAACCUGAGCCGGGUCGCGAUUGACAAAACCAAGUCAGACGAUGGUGACAAAGUUCCAGGAAUCGCUCGUGAGAGGCGGCUACGAAUCAACCAGUCUUCUAAAAUCACUGCUGUCGAACCCUUAAAGAAAAACAAUCAGUUCCCUUGGCAGAAUGCGCCGCCGGUCAAGAAUACGACAUUUACGGAAGUCGCGGCGGAAUACUUCAUCAUUCCCUUCCUAAACAGAUUCUGGGUAUUCAUUCGAGACGAACAGACCCGCGAAGAACGUACUGCACACCUCAGCGGGCGAGCACGAUACCACGGGGCAGGCACCGGUCUCAUACUCAAUCCAAUUGUGCUUUCGCAUUUCUUGAGUACCAUGACCGUGUUGGUGCACGCAGCACAGAAUGCGCCAGAAUGGCUCGCCAUCAUUGCUCCCGAAGCUCUGGAAUUUGCAUUAACGGUGGGCACUCGGCCGAUAUCCCUCCCCGACGAUGAUGACGAGCACAGCAUUGUAACCGGUCAAUCACCAGAAGAGUCUGCAAGAAACAAGGAGGCGUCAGUCCUGAGUGCCAGCCUGGAGUUGGCUUUGAUCGUAUUGGAUGGAGCUAAGGAGGUCGAUGACGGACGGUCACUGGGAUUGGAGCACACUGCGUUGCUCAUGGGCACUGGGGAAUGGGCGGGAACAUUAUUCGCACGUCUUGAGUCAGGCAGGAAGGCAGAAGGUGGGGGCGGGGUCCAAGAUAUAAAGUUGCGACGGGCUGCAGCUGGAGUGUUGCUCAAGGUGGAUGAAAUUACGUCGAAGUGGCGUAGGUCUAUGAUAGAUUCUGCUAAUAUAUAG